ACGUUCGAGCGCAUUGAGCUUGAUGCUGUGCGAGACCCGGACGCUGUGAGCACGCGGAGAGGAUAAAGGAAAAGUUCCGUUUUAAAGUUUUAUCUGAUAAAAUUUGGUUUUAUUUACAUUCCGGACCGAAUUCAGGAAUAAACUCCGAAUAUGGAGCUGCGGUUUUCCAGCUUAUUUUACGCCUGUGUUAUUUUUCUCUCAGGAUCGGUGUGUGGGCUGCAGAUAACAUCCUCAGGCCCGGCGUCUGUGGAGAAGGCGAGUGGUGAGACUGUAACGCUGGAGUGUAAAUUCACUCUCGCAGCGGAAGACAACGGACCUCUGGACAUCGAGUGGAGCAUCCAACCCUCUGACAACCAGAAAGAAGAGAAAGUGUUGAUCCUGUACUCCGGGGACAGGGUGUAUGAGGAUUACUACCCCCCUCUACGGGGUAGAGUGCACUUUGUCUCCUCCGACCCAAAGAAUGGUGACGCCUCGAUCACAGUAAUGGCUCUGAUCUCCUCCGACACCGGCACCUACCAGUGUAAAGUCAAGAAAGCACCAGGCAUCAGCAGCCAGAAGGUCCUGCUCACUGUCAUGGUGCGUCCUUCUAAGCCACGGUGUUCUAUCGAGGGUUCUCCAUAUGUGGGGAAUGAUGUGGUUCUGAGGUGUAAAUCCACUGAUGGGACGAGUCCAAUACAGUACGCGUGGGUGAAGACCAGCGACAGCAAGCUGCUGCCCGCUAACGCUGUGCUGGAUGCUGCUGCAGGGACGGUGAAGAUCCGUAAUGCGACUACAGCCGUGUCAGGGAGUUACCUCUGCACUGCACAGAACCGAGUGGGGGCUGAACAGUGUGUAUUGGAGCUCAAAAUCACAACACCCCCAAACACAGCGGGUGUGGUCGCCGGGUCUGUAAUCGGUGUGUUGCUGUUCCUGCUCCUCUUGGCUCUGCUCCUGUUCUGCUGCUGUCGCUCUCGUCAGAAAAAGAAGUAUGAGAAGGAGAUUUCCUACGAGAUCAGAGAGGAUGUUCCUGCCCCAAAGAGCCGGAUCUCCACAGCCCGCAGUUUCACCAGUGCGGGGAGUCAGCGCUCCUCUCUCGGCUCCAUGUCUCCCUCCAACCUGCACGAGUACACCAAAACCCAGUACAACAAGAUUCCAUCGGAGGAGUACGAGGCUCCGCCCAGCCACGUCCCUGAUCCCCCACCCAGCCUCACCCCCGUCAUCCCAGUCAUCCCACCCAGCAGGGUCGCCGGCCCCAAUCUCAGCCGCAUGGGGGCGGUUCCGGUCAUGACCCCGGCACAGAACCGGGACGGAUCCAUAGUGUAGCAGCGGAGCAGCCGAGUGGAUCUGAGGCGAGAAGAACGUCACAUGCUGAACUCACGAUUUAUUCUUCCAGAUCAUGAGCAGAAGGAGGUGCAUGAAGAUGUGUGUGUGUGUGUGUGUGUGUGUGUGUGUGUGCGCGUGGAUAAACCAGAUUUUGCUCUGUAAAUUAAUGAACGGUUUUAUUUUAAGUUUGUUUUCAGAUGUAAUCUGUAGUGAGAUGUAGCUGAAAUGCUCUGUAUGAUGAAGUCCAGCUGUCGUAGAUGAACGUGAAAAUGAAGAAUAGUAAUGUGGCUCCAGUUAUUCAAUCAAUUACUGAAUAGAUUUAUUUUUUUAUUUUAUUUUGUUGAAGUUACUUAGCAAGUUAACCAUUGGCUAGCCAGUUAGCCUUGUUUCUAUUUAAUAUGUAAGAACACUUUAAUGUAGCUCUGAUGGUACUUCAUCAAGCUACUGGAACUCAAACCAGAGUAGGAACCAGGGCAGGAACCAUCUCCCAUCGUUGAUGCGAGAAACAUUUUGAUAUCUAUAACGUUGGGAUAUUAGCAUAAUUGUACCUGGGGGGGGGUCAGUAAUGUGAGACCUACACGUACAUGUUUAUAUGCAUAGAAUGUAAUUUUUAUAAAUUCCUCUUAUUUGAAUUUAUUUUGACCUACUCCUGAUCAUGUGUGUGCUGAAACCCCAAGUGGUAGACAAGUGCAUGAAGAUCUCCAUUUAUAUAACUCACUGCACUACAUAGCAGUUCCAAAAACAGCAGCGGAAAAGACUAAAUUAAUAAGGGACUUUUCAUGCUGCUGGUGGUCCUGCCCCUCUGUUAACCCCCCCCCCCCCCCCCCCCCCCCCCCCCCCCCCCCCCCUUGGUGACCCUGCACCUCUGGUAACCCCUCCCCCUUUGGUGACCCUGCGCCUCUGGUAACCCCUCCCCUUUGGUGACCCUGCGCCUCUGAUAACCCCUCCCCCUUUGGUGGCCCUGCCUCUAGUUGUUGUAAGUUAUUAGUGGAGCUAACACAUACCAAGGGUAACUGUCUGUGCAAGGACAGAAAAGAUGAUUGUGUGUGUGCGCGCAUGGGCGUGUUUAAUUUUAGCAGAUGAAGGAUCUCACUUUGGGGAAAAUACAGUCAGAAAAAGUAAUGUAAUAUCUAUAGAGUAAUUAAAAUUCGCUUGUGUGUGUGUUCUGUCUUUUUUCCACUGAGUGCGUGAAAAUAGUUAUUCUAAUUACAGAAUUUUGAGUUUUCUGCAGAUCAUGACACAGACCGAUCUGAUGUAGCUCUGUGCUUUGAAGUUGAUGAAGGUAAUCAUGAUGGAUCCCGUUGUUCUGUACCGUGUCUAGUGUAAAAGUGGGCAGGUUUUUUCACCAGGUUGAUUCUUUACAGUUGCGUUGUAACUGCAGUUUCCUAUCGGAGCGUAAUAAGCACAGGCCGUGUUAUCUAUUAGUGGAUAUCACAAUGUUACUAUAGUAUUAGAAAUGUAGGGAUGUGACAAACGUACUUUUUAAUUUGAAAACCUAAAAUAGUCAAAUAAUUUCCUUUUGAUUAUUGAGGUGAGUGUUAGCAUAGAAUUAGCCUAGCCUUAACGAGCAGUUCAACCCGGUGUCUUUACCACAUGCAAUAAAACCCAUGAACAUAGAAGGGACAGGGGCUGGUGGUAAUCGUAGCUGUUAUGUCACUGUUUCUUUCUACCUGUUUAACUGUAAUGUUUUACAUUUUAGUUUAUUUUUUUUGUUUUUACAUAUCCUGUAAAUUGUAUUCUUUUUGUUAAUUUUUAAAUAAAAAAAAGCACAAAAAACUCA
Molecule: messenger RNA, 3082 nt
Organism: Ictalurus punctatus (channel catfish)
Lineage: Eukaryota; Metazoa; Chordata; Actinopteri; Siluriformes; Ictaluridae
Gene: cxadr
Product: CXADR Ig-like cell adhesion molecule
Exons: 7
Coding region: 151-1302 (383 amino acids)
Biological process (GO): homotypic cell-cell adhesion
Cellular component (GO): intercalated disc; basolateral plasma membrane; bicellular tight junction
Molecular function (GO): cell adhesion molecule binding
Source: RefSeq, a predicted model, not a curated record